CAUGUAGUCAAUUAAUAACAAUUAUUGCCUAUCAAAAAAAAGAAAAAAUUCAAGGACAAUAAUGGAGGGAAAGGGAAGAAUUGAUGAGCGUCAGAUGAAGGAAACUGAGGACAAGGAGACGUCCUCACAACAUGGAUCUGGGUUCCAUAAAAACUCAGAUGAGCUCAUUACUGUAUUAGGGGAUCAGCAGAGUGGGAGCAGCUUUAAUCAGAUAGCUGCAGAAGGGGUUCAAUGGUGGAGUAAACGGAUGGAAAAUAUGAGCCCAGAGGAGUUCCAACAAUUUUAUGCUGCGUUGGGGAUUCUCCGAGGAAGGGUGCAAACUCACCUGCAGCAACGGAUCAGAAUUAGAGACUCUAAUUCUGGGGAAACAAGCACCUCUAGCUCUAGUACUAGUAGUAAUGGUAGAGCUAGGCGCAGGCGACGUUGAUCAUAUUUUUCUUUGGGCAUUUUAAAUGAGAUAUUGUAAUUUUUCUUCUUUCUAGUGAUUAAAAGCUUGUAAUUUUUCUAUUAGAGAUGAAAAAAUCAAAAAGAUAUUUUUUU
Rubroshorea leprosula is the source of this 540-nucleotide messenger RNA. Lineage: Eukaryota; Viridiplantae; Streptophyta; Magnoliopsida; Malvales; Dipterocarpaceae. The record is from the annotation of a GenBank genome assembly.